AUGGAUCCAGAAAGUUCACCUGGUCCUGAUGGGUUCUCUGGAAUUUUCUACACAAGUUGUUGGCAUAUCAUUCAAGAGGAUUUUAUCAAAUUCAUUCAGUUUUGCUGGAGCAGAAAGUUCAUUCCCAAAGGCUUAAAUUCCAAUUUUCUGGUCUUACUUCCAAAAGUUCAAGGAGCUAAAACAGCAAACCAAUUCAGGCCUAUUGGAUUAAGCAAUGUAAGUUUUAAAAUCUUCACUAAAAUUAUUACUACAAGAUUAAGUAGUGUCAUGGGAAAGCUUAUAUCUCCUCAACAAGCUGCACAUGUUAAAGGUAGAAGUAUUCAUGAACAAGUCCUUCUUGCAUCUGAACUAGUGAAUGAAAUGAAAAAAAGAGAGGUGGAAAUGUUGGCCUCAAAUUAG
Molecule: messenger RNA, 399 nt
Organism: Papaver somniferum (opium poppy)
Lineage: Eukaryota; Viridiplantae; Streptophyta; Magnoliopsida; Ranunculales; Papaveraceae
Exons: 1
Coding region: 1-399 (132 amino acids)
Source: RefSeq, a predicted model, not a curated record